Pseudo-nitzschia multistriata is the source of this 1928-nucleotide messenger RNA. The record is from the annotation of a GenBank genome assembly. NCBI's taxonomy places the organism in Eukaryota, Bacillariophyta, Bacillariophyceae, Bacillariales, Bacillariaceae.
UAUUUUUUCCGUUUGUCGAUGAGAAAGGCGUCGAAAAAUACUUUGUUUCGACAACACAAAUCUUUUUUAGGCGCAGACAACACUCACUCUCACAUUUUUUUAAUCUCUCGAUCAAGUCCUGCUAAGGCCCGACAACGAUGACUGCUUUUAUAGAGGACCCUGUAAAGAAAGCCGGCGUCGAAUGGGCGAAGAAGAAUCAUUUUGCGAAGUUUGUGGAAUCGAAAAUCGUCGACAACAGCGACGCCUAUCCGAAAUUCGACAAGGCUCAACUGAACCUUGGCAAAGUACUUGGAAAGGGAGGUUUUUGUACAGUCUACGAAGUUCGUGGGGUUGACGUCGCUAAUCGUAGAAGGCUUUCUCAAGAAGCCGACGAAGCCCAGUUUAUCGCAGAAAACUGCCUGCGUAAGGAAACAGGUGACGCACGAUACGCCAUCAAGUUUCUCAGUCCAGAAAUUGUCAGCGAAAACGGGUCAUUUAUUCAAGGCAUCCUUGACAUGGCAACUGAAACUCGAGUCUUUUCGGACACAGAACACCCCAAUAUCGUGAAGGCUAGAGCAUUCGCACAUGAGUCUCCGUUCGAUGAACAAUACUUUAUCAUGAUGGAUCGUCUCUACGACACAUUGGAAAAACGGAUCGGAAAAUGGGCGAAGCAAAACAGACGUUAUUCAGGUUUGAACGGGAAGCUACUUGACAGAAAAGGCCAAAAGAAGAAAGAUCUUUUGGAAGAAAGAGUAGUGGAUGCAUUCGACUUGAGCGACGCAAUUGGUUAUCUGCACCAAAAAAAUAUCGUAUAUCGUGAUAUAAAACCAGAAAACAUUGGGUUCGACGUGGUAUGUUGCCGUGCAUUCCGUUUUAAUACUGUAAUUACGAUCAUGGUCGCUCAUUGCCUUCGAAUCUAAAUGUCUUACCCGCCUUUUUUCCUACCUAUGAAAAAAUUAAAACGUGAUGAAGCGUGAUGAUAUCAAGCUUUUGUAAGUCCAUUGAAUACAGAAUUGAUGUAUUGUCAUAUAUAUUAUUACAUUAUUGUUGUGCUACGUUSAUGAUCAGAUAUCCUAAUACUCGCAAUUGAAAUUAACAUCUCCCGCAGUGACUUUGGUUUAGCAGUCGAAAAGAAAGAUAGCAGAUUAAUUGAUGAUGAUCUAUACAAUUUUACCGGGAUGAGUGGGACUCCCCGAUACAUGGCCCCAGGUAUGUUUUCAAUUGUUUUCGAACGAAAGGGGGCAAUCGAUCACUAUAUUUUACUAUCAGACGUUCUGAACAUUUGCGUAUCUUUUGAUACUAUCGAACUACUGUUUUGUCCACAAAUCGGGCAGAGGUUGCCAAUGAAGAACACUACAAUGAAAAAUGCGACGUUUACUCUUUCGCUAUUUUGCUUUGGGAAAUGAUGGCUCUAAAAACACCUUUUGAGGUGUACACUAUGAGUGUGUUCAAAAAGCGAGUCUGGAAUGGGGAACACAAACGACCUUACAUUGACCCAGGUUGGCCACCUUCUAUCAAAACGUUGUUGCAAAGAGCGUGGUGCAGAGACAUAUCUGUACGGCCAGAUUUUGAAGAAAUCACAAAAAUUUUGAAGCGAGAAGCUACGAAGUUACGCGGAGGAAGCGAUAGAGGUCUGGAGCACAUGUCUAGACGAUCAACUCAUAUCUUCGUUAGAGAUAAGAAGUCACCUUUGAGCCUGACCUCUUAUUUUUAAAUGAAAGUCGAGUGUAAGGCAGAUGGUGAAUUUUCAUCAAAGCUCUCUUUUUGAAAGAGAAGUUGUAUUUGUCAUAGUGAUAACGUGGCAGUGGUUCUUCUAUUGAUAUCCGAGACUGUAGUUGUUCGAAAAAGUUGAAUUCUUGAGUGAAUCAGACUGAAUUGACAGUGUGUCUAUUCAGUACAAAAGCAACAUUAUAUUAMAUGUAGAGUAACAAUAAUGGUUUAGAAAUCGA